AUGUUGCAGGUCAAGAAAACCCUGCGGAUAUUCUUUCUCGCGGAGCCACCGCUGAAGCACUUCUGGGUAGCACUUUGUGGUGGAGUGGGCCGGUUUGGUUACAAAUGGAACCUGAUCAGUGGCCAAUCGAACAACACAGCACUCCCCAAACUCAUACCACUCUUCGAGAAACUAGAAGGCUAUCAACGCAUGCUACGGAUCACUUCCUACUGUAGGUGCUUUCUUCGAAACUGUCGCCGUGCAACCAGAAAAACAUUCAUCAAGAACGAAUCAUUCCUCCAAGCAGAAGAGAUCAAGGCAUCAGAAGGCAUUCUCAUCGCUCAAAUACAACAGCAAACUUUUCCGCUCGAGUGGGCACAACUAAGUGAGAAACGAUCACUUUCCACCAAAUCAAGACUCCGUUGGUUCAGCCCGUUCAUGUCCGACGAAGGCGUCAUUCGUAUUGGAGGUCGACUGAGCAAUGCACAACAGUCAUUUGACAGCAAGCAUCAAAUUCUGUUGCCAGCAAACCAUCCGUUUUCGUUUCUCCUGGUGAAACAAUUUCACGAACGAAACCUCCAUGCACAUCCACAACUUCUUCUCACCCUUCUACGCAACCGCUACUGGAUCAUAGGGGCCAGGAGCUUGGCGAGAAGGGUAGUCCACACCUGCGUCGCUUGCUUCAGAGUUCAACCAAAGAAACUGGAGCAGUUUAUGGGCGAUUUACCUCGAACUCGUGUAACAUCCCGGCCAUUCGCAGUAACAGGAGUUGACUACUGGGAACCAUUACUUCUUCGACCAGUUAACCGACGAUCAGCAGCAAGGAAGGCUUAUGUAGGAGUUUUUGUGUGCUUCUGCACUAAAGCUGUGCAUAUCGAAUUAGUGGUAGAUCUAACUACAGCAAAGUUUAUGCAAGCAUUUCGACGAUUCACUUCCCGCCGAGGAUUUUGUUCGGAAAUAUACAGCGACAACGGUCGUAACUUUGUUGGCGCCUCCAAUGAACUGCGAAAUUUCCUACGCAGCAGCAACUACAAACAAGCAUUUGCCAUCGAAUGCACCAGCAACAACAUCAAAUGGCACUUUAAUCCGCCGAAGGCCACCCAUUUUGGCGGUUUAUGGGAAUCUGCCAUUUCUUCAGCUCAGAAGCAUCUUUUUCGAGUCCUGGGGCAACACAAGCUAGACUACGACGACAUGAAGACGUUACUAAUCCAAAUCGAAGGUUGCCUCAACUCCAGACCCAUCAUUCCUAUCAGCGACGAUCCGUCUGACCUCAAGCCGCUCACACCGGGACACUUCCUACUUGGAUCGUCCUUGAAAGCAGUUCCGGACGUGGAUUUAUCAUCCAUUCCGUUCAACCGACUCCACCGUUGGCAACAGGUUCAAAAAAUCGUGCAGGACGUGUGGAAACGAUGGAGCUCUAAGUACUUAUCAUCGCUGCAACCGCGCACAAAAUGGCUAAAGCCUCCGGUUGUUAUUGAAAAGGGUAGGCUGGUGAUACUUCGUGACGAAAAUUCUCCACCCACGCACUGGCCUACAGCACGAAUCACGGAUCUACACCCUGGAGCGGAUGGGAUCAGACGGGUAGUGACAGUACAAACUUCAGACGGGCAGUACAAGAGACCCGUUUCUAAAAUUUGCCUGCUUCCUUUGCCAUCAACUGCGACUACGACAGCAGUAGAUUUUCAAAAAUGUUCGGAAACUGAUCUAACAAUAUCCAGCAGUACGACCGUCGAGACAAACCUGCAAUAA
Toxorhynchites rutilus septentrionalis is the source of this 1728-nucleotide messenger RNA. RefSeq lists its product as uncharacterized. Gene Ontology annotation, molecular function: nucleic acid binding. The coding region runs from base 1 to 1728 and encodes 575 amino acids. The transcript is spliced from 2 exons. Gene Ontology annotation, biological process: DNA integration. The record is from RefSeq and is a predicted model, not a curated record. NCBI's taxonomy places the organism in Eukaryota, Metazoa, Arthropoda, Insecta, Diptera, Culicidae.